AGUCGUGGUCCUUUACCAAAGUUAUUUCAUUUAGUCAAUAUGAAGUAUUUAUUGUUUGUGUUUGCGUUAAGUAUUGCUUAUAUAAGCGCCCAUGAUGCGAACCUUCCUUCUUACAUCACACCAUGCGACUUCAAGGACCCGAACCUCCGAGGGUGUAUCCGAGAGGAGAUAUUAAAGGCUCUUCCUCAGUUCGCGAAGGGCCUGCCCGAGCUCGAGGUCAAUUCCCUCGAUCCCUUCGCCCUAAACGACAUCGUCAUCAACGAGCCUAACCUCAAAAUUACACUUUCCAAUCCUAAACUGUCCGGACUCAGCAAAUUGACCCUGAAAGAAUUCCAGUUGGACGCCAAAGACAUCGAAGCCGACUUUGUAUUGAAUUUCGUGUCUGACUUCCACGUGGCAGCCGACUACGUCGCCGACGGGAAAAUUCUGAUCCUUCCGAUCCAAGGCAAAGGCGCCUCUACCAUUGAUGUCCAGAAAAUGUCAUGCAACAUAACGUCCAAGAUCAAGAUACACAAGGACAGCGAGAAGUUCAACCACAUGAAGCUGAGCUCGCCUUCAUACACAUACGACAUUGGGUCCACUGUCUUCCGAUUCGAAAACCUCUUCAAUGGAAACAAGGAGCUAUCCGAAACAACGCACAAGUUCGCCAACGAGAACUGGAAGCAGCUGAUGGACGAUCUCGCGCCGCCCGUCAUCAAGCAGAUCGCCACCGCCAUCGUCAAGAACAUCAACGCGUUCCUAUCCAAAAUACGAAUCGAUAAGAUGGUCAAAAAUUAUCCAGUUCAUUUGUUAAACUGAUUAUGUAUAAUAUAAGUUAAGCAAUGUUAAGCACUGAAACUAUAAAACAUUGUGAUACCGGCGGCGGGGCUAAAAUGGUCACAUUUAGCAUUUCCUCUCAAUCA
Molecule: messenger RNA, 902 nt
Organism: Aricia agestis (brown argus)
Lineage: Eukaryota; Metazoa; Arthropoda; Insecta; Lepidoptera; Lycaenidae
Product: circadian clock-controlled protein daywake-like
Exons: 5
Coding region: 40-798 (252 amino acids)
Source: RefSeq, a predicted model, not a curated record